AAAAGUAGAAGAAAGUACUCUUUAACGGUUUGGUUCAGACCAUCAUCUUCAUCUGAAACAAUCCAAUCCAAUCCGAUGCAAUGAAAGCUCUCCUCAAUCCCGAAUCUUCCUUCUCCCUCUCUCCGAUUCAGAUCAAGCGACCUACCUACUACUCCUCCUCCUCCUCCUCAUGCCUCCGGUUUCCCUUAACCGGUUUCAACGGCCAUCCCUGGCGGCGGAAGCUCCUCCUCCCUCACGGUGGUUUCAAGAUAAAAGCAGUGUUGGACUCUGCAAUGAUGGAACAGUUUGGUCUCAAGGAGUCUGAUAUUAAAAAUCCAGCUCUCUCUACCACUUACCGUAGAUCCGAGAUUCCAAAAGCAAACCCUACCGUUCUUGAUGCUCAAGCUAGGGUUUGUACUGGACCUACUCAGACAAGGCCUCUCAGUGAAGAACAAGCUUUCAAGGUCUUUGAUACUAUACUUAGAUCAGCUAGAGGGGAACUAAAAGGAGAAGAGACAGUGUCAAAGGCCCAGCUUGGUGCUUUCUUUGCUGGGAUGACAAUCCGAGCAAAUGCAUUUCCUGAGGAGACUCAAUGGAGUGAAGGUGAAAAGAGGGCCAUGGAUGUGUUCUGGCCGCUUCUUGUUAGGGCGCUACCUCCUGAUGUGCUCUUCAUUGCAGACCCUGAAGGGUCUCUUUUGGGGACUGGUAGCUCUGUUGGGCCUACUUUUGUUGGCAAUGAAGCUAAGGAGAUGAGGUUGGUUGGUGCGUUGAGAGAGGUUUUGGCUGGUGGUCAUCUUGGUUAUGAAGAGGUUAAAGGUGUUCUGAGAGAUGUUCUGCCUCUUGGAAAGGAAGAUGGGUUGGUGUCUGGAGUGAGUGAGUCUUUGCUUUCUGCGUUUUUGAUUGGUCAGAGGAUGAAUAGAGAGACUGACCGAGAGCUUAAAGCUUAUUGCCUUGCGUUUGAUGAUGAACUUGGGGCUGCUCCUGUUGCUGAUGUUAAGUCGUUGACGCAUUAUGGGGAGCCUUAUGAUGGGAACACUCGUUUUUUUCGAAGCACGCUGUUUGUGGCUACGGUUAGAGCUUGCUAUGGUGAAUCUUCACUGCUCCAUGGCGUUGAAUGGAUGCCUCCAAAGGGUGGUGUGACUGAGGAGCAAAUGCUGAAGUUUAUGGGAGCAAACACAAGUUUGUCUGUUCACCAGGCAAAAGAACUCAUUGAGGAUGAGAAGGCUGGAUUUGCGUAUCUUAGUCUACGGGAAGCUCGGCCAUCUUUAUAUUCGGUAGUGGGAAUGAGGGAGCACAUAAAGAAGCGUCCUCCUCUAGCAACAACGGAGAAAGUUCAACAGUUUGUGAGGGCGACAGGGAAGGAAUCCAUUGUGGCGGGGUUUUACCAUGAAGGCUACGAGGAGCCUCUCCUAAUGCUUAUGAGAAGAAGAGGUGUCCACUCUGGUUUGGUGGUUAAGGGAGAAGAAGGGGCACUCUCAAUGACAACAAGGGUGCGAGCAGCAACUGCAUCAAAAGGGUUUCCAGUUAACUACUGUUCUGGUUUCCGUUCAUUGAGUUCAGACACUGCUCUAGAAGCUGACGGUGUUUCACGUCAGAGUUUCAACCUUGAGGUGGAUGCAAGAAACUAUGGAUUUGAGCCAACAGAGACUCCAAGAACUGAUCGUUCGGUGUCCAAGAACAUAGAGCUGGGUUUGGCAGCACUUCGUGGUGAGAAAGGAGCUGCUUAUGAUAGAAUCGUCCUAAAUGCUGGGAUUGUAGAUCAUUUAUUGGGAGGUGAAGGUGCAGAAGAUGUGGCUGUGGCAAUGGAGAGAGCAAAGGAAGCUAUUGACAGUGGGAAGGCUCUAAAGAAGCUUUUGAAUUACAUUGAGAUCUCACGCAAGAUGAAAUAGCUCUCCAAAUAAUCUGGAGACUUGACAAAUCAUCAUACACGGAAUAGAGAGAUGCAUAUUCACACUCUUUCUUGAAUCUUUUUUUGUUUUGUUUCGUUUGUGUGGACAAAACUCUCUAGUCUUCUGUAUUGUUGUUUUUUUUACAGAAUGGACACAUAAGAUAAAUGCUUGUGGGGACUUUCUGUGGAUAGAUGGGUGAAUGCAUGUACAUAAUCUGUUUAUGAUGUGUGUGUGUUUUUUGGAGUGAUUCAUAAUUCAUCUUAGUGGAUUUUGUUUUUUCAUAUAAAAUCAUAUUCGAGUCAAU
Molecule: messenger RNA, 2172 nt
Organism: Eruca vesicaria subsp. sativa (arugula)
Lineage: Eukaryota; Viridiplantae; Streptophyta; Magnoliopsida; Brassicales; Brassicaceae
Source: the annotation of a GenBank genome assembly